AGGUUGGAGCUGCCAGGCAGGAGGUCUAGAGGAAGACCAAAGAGGAGAUUUAUGGAUGUGGUGAAGAGGACGCAGAGGACAGGGUUAGAUGGAGGCACAUGAUUCGCUGUGGCGACCCCUGAAAGGGAACAGCCGAGAGGAAAAGUCUACCCGUCUCUCCAGCCACACCGCCUUCUCCAUAAGCUACACCUCUGAGCCAGACCUUUUGGGACCCGACCUGCUCCACGCUAUUGGUUCCGCUGUCUGUCUGGAUCCACAUCACCACCAACUCCACACCGCGGAUCUGCUGCCAGCCCAGGCCAACACUCCACCGCUGCUCUGCACUACAGACCUGUUGGCCUGUCCAGAUCCACACUGCACUCAACCCAAGCCAGGGUAGUAACCGCUGCUUCAUUCUCAACUCCUGAACCAUCGCUGCUUCCCCUGAACCGCCGAGAACGGCACCGAAGGCACCACUCAGGAGAACUACACCCCUUCCCAUGGAAACUACAUAUAGUCAAAUAAAGAGUGACUUUGUCUUUAAACUUCUCCAUUUGUGUUCUGCAUCUGUGGGUUCGAAAAUCGUACAUUACGACAUCUUCCACAGUUCCACAAGGUUCUGUGCUUGGGCCGAUUCUAUUCAACUUUUAUAUAUGCCUCCUCUAGACAAUAUUAUUAGGGAACACUCCAUAAACUUUCAUUGCUAUGCAGAUGAUACCCAAUUGUAUCUAUCGAUCAAGCCAGAUGAAACUAACCAGUUAACUAAACUUCAAGCAUGCCUUAAGGACAUAAAGACCUGGAUGACCUGCAACUUUCUGAUGUUAAACUCUGACAAAACUGACGUUAUUGUACUUGGCCCCAAACACCUCCGAGACACGUUAUCUAAAGAUAUAGUUACUCUAGAUGGCAUUGCCCUGGCCUCCAGCAGCACCGUGAGGAAAUCUUCAGUGAGAAGCUGUCAGGUUUUUGUACAAAGACUGUGGGUUUCCUGUUAGUGUGGGCCUCACGCCACAGUAGUGCAGAGUCAGUCACUGCAGCAGAGGAGAUCUGCAGAUCCACACCACCAUUUUAUCAGUUUACGAGAGAAGCUGGUGUCUGACUUCAGAGACUCUGCUGGUCUUGUACUGAUGAACGUGAGGACUUCUGCUGGUUCUCCUGAAUCGUCGACGCCAGAGGAAAUCAUCAGUGCUUCCAGCAGAUCUGUAGUGUUUCCUGCUAAACUGUCCUCGUCAUCCUUGACAGGAGUGACUUCUUCACAGCUGACACUAGAAGGGAUGUCAGCAUGGCUGCAGACGUUGGCUGAAUCCGACUGUCUGGACUAGCUGUCAGCAACACUGUUGGGCAGAGUUACUUAAUGCUUUCAGUAUUUGCAGGCCUCUGCUGCCCCCUGCUGAGUACUGACAUGUAAUACAGCUCUUCACUUUUUAAUGCCAUGAAAAACAAGUCAUUCGGAUAUUAAAGACAAAUAGAUAAAUAACUGUCCUUUUAUAACUUGUGAUGUUUUUCAUUUAAUGCACAGUAAAUGUAUAAAUCAACAGGAAAUGCAUGUAUGGAUCCAAUCAUUCAGGAAGAACUUUGUGGUCAUUUUUUCGUAAUAAAUUUUAUAUUAUGUUAGACUUUCUCUUGUGUUUUGGGCGGGAAAUUAAUGAAGCAGCGAGUUUGAGAAGAGUUAAUUUUUCUGAUUUGCAAAUUAUUGAUACUGCGGCUUUGCAGUAGUUUAUCACUGAUCGAUUAUUAAUAGUUUGUUUUCUUCACAGUAAAACUGAUCCUACAUCAGUUUGCCGGCCCCUACAGGGCGUGGGCCCUUUAGCUCUUAAAACAACGCAGCUCAUUGGUCAACAGAAUCAGGUGGCCGCUAGCCAUCCAAUCACAGGCCUUAAUGGUGAUACGUCGCCCCCUGGUUGUUUUUCAGCAGGAAGAAUCGCCACAAUUGAUUUACUGUCAGUGUAAACAGCAUCACAAACGUGUUUUUAAUUCAAGUGAAGCUUCAUCUGAGGAUCACCGUGUUCCGCCUCCAGCUGCUGUGUCAAAGACGUUAAGUGUCACCGGUCAUGUCCGCUCCGGGUGCGGCGUGAGGCUGGCGGAGGAGAAGCUAACCGGACAGCUAACUGCUAACGUUAGCCGUUAGCCGGCUGCUCUGUGCCGGUGACCGUCAGAGUUGGUCCUUGUAUGGGUGAGUGAACGGCAGCCAUGAGCGUGGAGCCGGACGCCCUGGCCGUGGUCAACCAGCUGAGGGACCUGGCCGCCGACCCCAUGAACCGCAGGGCCAUCGUCCAGGACCAGGGCUGCCUGCCGGGACUCAUCCUGUUCCUGGACCACCCCAACCCUCAGGUCGUCUACUCCGCCCUCCUGGCGAUCCGUUACCUGGCAGAAUGCCGAGCCAACCGGGAGAAGCUGAAGGGGGAGCUGGGGAUGAUGCUGAGCCUCCAGAACGUCGUGCAGAAGUCGACCACUCCCGGAGAGACGAAGCUGCUGGCGUCCGAGAUCUACGAGCUCCUGCAGGCGUCCGGCUGCGCAGAGUCUGAGCCGGCUGAGGAGGCCGUCAGCAGCCGCCGCAAAGCCCAGUUCUUCCUGGGCUCCAGCAACAAGAGAGCCAAGACCGUCAUCCUCCACAUCGACGGACUGGACGACUCGAGUCGGAGGAGUCUGUGUGAGGAGGCGCUGCUGAAGAUCAGAGGAGUGAUCAGCUUCACCUUCCAGAUGACCGUGAAGAGAUGCAUCGUCCGAAUCCGGUCAGACCUGAAGGCCGAGGCUCUGGCGUCUGCGAUCGCGUCCACUCAGGUGAUGAAGGCUCAGCAGGUGGUGAAAGGAGAAAAUGGAGAUGAGGUUUUGAUCCCGUUGGCGGAGGACGGUUCGGUGGAGGUGGAGCAGAAUGUGGACCUGCCAGACUACCUGCCAGAGGACGAGAGUCCGUCUCAGGAGCCCGACAAGGCGGUGACCCGGGUGGGAUCUGGCCAGGACGGGACCGGCUGGCUGGGUGCUGCCACCAACUUCCUGUCCCGCUCCUUCUACUGGUGACCCUGCGGGGCCGCCGCCCCCUCCGUUAAACCCGCCGCCUCCUCUCAGAACCAAAAUCUACCAGCUGCCAAAUCUCACCGGUCUGUCUCAGCCGGAGAGACAAAAACUGAACGUGCAGCAUGCGAUGAAAACACGGCGCUGUUACAGGCGAGAGGAGCCGACCAAAAAACUAACAGGGUUGUGGUUUUAGUUUGUCUCUCAGUAAACGGGUCCAUCUGUUCCAAACCAAGUUGUCUUAACGGACAGGAAGUCCUGCAGCGACAUGAACAAACACCAACGAGUUAGAAUAAAGAGGACUGAACAGGACGUCCCGCUCUUAUUUGACCUUUUUAUUAUUUAUUUGAGCGACAGACUGAGUGACUGUUGUUCCUGCAGUGUUUUACAGUUCAGUCAGCUGUGCCUUCAGUCCCGCUUCUUCACUGCAACUAACUGCUGUUUCUGUUAUUGAUUAUUAUUUUGGUAAUGGGCUUAUCGUUCACUCUUAAAAAUGUCAAAAAUAAUGACAAAUGCCAGACGCUCUUUAGAGUGAGGUGUCCAGAUAAUAUGAUGCUUUAUUACACUCGUAUCGUGGCGUCAUAACGGAAACGAAAAGAAAACCUUAAAGUCCUCGUUGUUGAAUGAAUAGUUUUUAAAGGAAACUAUUUCCCAAAUUCCCUGUGGACACAGCUGCCUCAGGUUCAGACUUAUCCAAGUCUGCCUUAAUACGAUCCACACGUCCACGUGUCCGUGUCGAGUCGUUGGUGUGCGUGAGCAUCCCCACGCAGCUGAUUUCACUGAUUUUGAUGACGUGACGUGAAAUAUGUGUGGAAAUAUGGAAGCUUGGUGACGUAGAGACAACUCGCAGGGCUAGUUGGGAAACUGCUGUAGCUGGCGAGCUAACGGCUAACUCGUCAUUCACGAUAGCUCCCAGAGCUUUCGUUUACAUCCCUCUGACACUUCCUUUAAUAAAAAGUUACUGAAGAGGGAAAGUAAAGCUCGCUAACGGCUAGUUAGCAAACUCAUCCAGUUCCAUUGGAAUUAAUCGCCAUGAAAUUAGUUAAUUUUUUAAAUCCUGCUGUCCCGGCCUUUAGGAGCGCGCAGGCUGUUUGUCAGGUUAGUCGUGUCAGGUGGGACAAAUUAAACCUUCUCAUUGGUUCCUGGUAUCCGGUGCAGACGUCUAGUCGUCAUCAGUGGAAACACCUGUGUGAGUGUGCAGCGCCUUCAUGUUUUCCCACCGAGCACGUUCCGAUCCUGGUGACGUGGAGUUUCUGGUUUCGGGUAUUUGGCAUCAUUUUUGACAAAUAAAGUAAAAAAAAACAAAUAAUAGUUGUUAGUUGCAGCCUCCCUGUGAUGUUACUGCUCUUCUGCAUUGACGUAGUGAUGAUGUGUUGGUGAGUUAAAGGACCACGAAGAGAGGUCAGAGAGACGCACUCGUUACUGAAAGGUCACAGGUUUGAUCCCUCUUCGCUCGUGAGGACAGACUCCUCCUCGGAUCAGUGACAGAACAGUGCUUUACUUUGUGUUUCUGACUUGUGACUGAUUUCCUCAGAGGUCGUCGUGUUUACGCCAGCGUCCCCGUACGAAUGCCUUUUAAAGUGAACUUUUAUUUGAAUCCCUGAGGAUCAGACUCAACUCCUGCUUCACAUCUCACGGAGCGACGUUACCCGACUCUUUUUAUUUUCCUUCUUUCUGGUGACGUCUAGCAGCCAGAGGGUCGACGGGGAAUCAGUUUUGUGACCAUUUUGCACAGUUUAAUCUGAGGUUGAUGUGAAAUAGAAAUCUGCAUUAGAAAGAAAUUAGCUGUUUGGGGAAACAUUAUAAUUCAGUUUGACAACAAGAUCCCAAAGUGAGUGAAAAACCUCUGACAGUCUAAAAGUGGAAGACUUCAUUACAGGAUUCAGUAGACACUUUAUUAUUAAACCAUUCACAGUGAAUUCAUUUCCUUUUGUAAAACCUUCAUUCCUUAAAGACGUGUUUUGUGUGAAAACUUCGGACAGAAAGAAAGGAAGUGACUGAUGGUUAUUUAUAUUCCAGCAGCGUUUCUUCAGACGAGCGUCUCCUCCUCUGAGGUUUAAUGACCUUGUACAGAUUUGUACUGUCCUGACAUGAAGCUGUGUUCAUGUACCUGCCAGGUGUGCUCAUAGCUCCGCCUACACCACACACUGUCCAGUCACAUUCUGAGUAGCCUGUUGUCAAGUGUUAGCAUGACGCUUGAGUCUAAAUACAGUAUUGGCCCGAAUAUAAGACAACAGUGAAGAUGCCCCCCGACUUACAGGUCAAACAUGUUCAAUGUGUUUGCUUCAUAAAAGAACAUUUAUAAAGAUUUUUUUCUUAAUAUUUUAAAACCUGCAUCGUUUCCUUCUCGCGGUCUUCUUCUUCUUCUUCUUCCUGCCUUUUGCUGGUGCGUCGCUGCCACCAACUGUCAGUCAGUGGAAAAGCAUGAAACCGUCCUCGUUCAAGAGAUCCAAGCUAAAUGUGGACCCGUUAUUAAAGACGUUGCUCCAUAGUGCCUCAAGCGUUCAGAAACUCUGCCGGGUAUCUUUAACAUCUCGUAAAUAAAAUUUGUAAAAAAAACAAACCAAACAAAGUAAAGAGCCAGUAAAUAAACUACAACCCGCUGGUUUCUGUAGUUUCAUGUUCGUGCUUACACAAACCUUCCUCCGACUCUCUGUUUGGGCUUGUCCUGUUUUCACAACUAGCUAGCCUAGCAGUAUUAAGCUACAAACAACCCAUAAUGCAACAGCCUCGCUCUGUAACACAGGAGCCGGUUUAAAGAGAAACAGGUAUUUCAUACUGUCUCGUUCAGAAUUCAACCGUAGAGAUCUGAGAGAUCAGUUGUGCUCUGGGUUGAAUGUGUUGUGAACAUGUGAAACAGCUGUUGCUCUUCAAACUGAAAACAUCUGCUGCUGCUGUUAAUACGUAAAUCCAAGUCCUCAAAUAUUUUUUUUUUUAAUGUCAUUUCCAAAAUCAAACCCUGUCGUCUUGUGUUCGGGCCGAUAUAUGAAGAGCUUUUGUUCCAAGUAUCAUUUUGAGCUGUUACAUUAAUAAAGGUCGUAUUAUUCAAUCAGUCAUGACGAACUCUUGUACCUGCAUGAACUGAGUUUCUUUCUUCUUCUCAGGUUAUAUUCAAGUGGGAUAAUUCAGAUGUUUUUAUUGAACAAUUAUGAUUUUUAUUUUUUAUUUAUGUGAUUUCUAUUGAAAUCCUGAUUUUUUUGAGUUAUUCCCUGAAACCUGCCAACGCUGGCCAUCUUCAUCCUCACCAUCCUCAUCAGUGUGCUGCUGUACAAACAGUCUGUUCUGUAAUGAUGAGAAUAAAAACUGUCAUGAAUGUU
Molecule: messenger RNA, 6308 nt
Organism: Siniperca chuatsi (mandarin fish)
Lineage: Eukaryota; Metazoa; Chordata; Actinopteri; Centrarchiformes; Sinipercidae
Product: armadillo repeat-containing protein 1-like
Exons: 7
Coding region: 2170-2997 (275 amino acids)
Molecular function (GO): metal ion binding; protein binding
Source: RefSeq, a predicted model, not a curated record